AUGAAAAAUUACGAAUUCAGUUUGGAAGAAUUGCAAGAUAUUCUUGACAAUUUCGUUAAAAAAAUUGAAAGUAAUUGGCUGUCUUACAAUUUCUAUUGGGUCAAGAGCAUGUGCUACGGUCGCAUGGUAAAUCAAGCUUUUAUGCUUUUCGAUGACAUCUCGGUGCCUUACGUGAAUGUGAAUUCCGUUAUUAUAAGCGCAUUUUUUCGCGCAAUCCUUCCAAUUAUCAGCACAUUCGUAGUUGGAUGCGGUGCUUCCGCAAUACAUUCAAUUAUUCAAAUUCCACUUGAUCGAAUAUUCAAAGUUCAUACGUAUCCACCAAUGUCAAUUCAGCGAAACAAAGCAUGCAAAAUGCGAGAUUUCGUCGCUUUCUGCUGCUCAUUGGUAUAUUUUCUUUUCUCGUUCUUCACAGGUUGCUAUGUACUCGGAAAAUGGCAAAACUCCUCAUUUAUUCAAGGCAUGAAACUUGCUUGCAAAUUAAUUGCUUCCAUUACUCCGGACGUUCCCGCAGUGACACAAACAUUAACUGUACUUACAUUUGCUGCCAGUGCACUUCACAUUUAUACCGGGAUUUGCUACGUUCUCUUCACUGCAAUGCGCUUAUUCAAUUCCGUCACGAUUGCCCGCUUCGAUAUUCCGCAAAUGGACAACAUUGCAGAUGCCCAUAUCACUGACAAAACAGUCCUUUCCAAGCAUUACGACCGAUACUUAAAGGCAAUUCACAACGUGCAAUGA
Messenger RNA from Caenorhabditis bovis, 735 nucleotides. The record is from the annotation of a GenBank genome assembly. Lineage: Eukaryota; Metazoa; Nematoda; Chromadorea; Rhabditida; Rhabditidae.